CAAGUCUCUCGACAGAACUACUCAGUCUCAAUUUCCUGAGGAUCUCCUGUUUAUCUAAGGCUAGGAUAAUCAACAUUGACCCAUUACUGAUAUGGCAUCCUGCAGCAGUCUCCUGGCUGAAGAAAAAUUCCAAUGCGCUGUCUGUCUGGAAGUGUUCAACGAGCCAGUCUAUAUUCCAUGUGGUCACAUCUUCUGUAUGGCCUGCAUCACCAGGUACUGGGAUUCCACAGAGGUGUGCCAAUGUCCACUGUGUCAGAUCGUGUUUAACAGGAGACCAGAUCUGUUUGUCAAUCCUGUCAUUUCUGAGAUGGCUGCUAAGAUCACUAAGUCUGUGGAGGUGAAAGCCGAGCCCGGAGACGUGGCCUGUGAUGUUUGCACUGGGGCGAAGCUCAAGGCCCUGAGGUCUUGUCUGGAGUGUCUGACCUCCUUCUGUGAAGCCCACCUGCAGCACCACCAGAAUGUGGUGGGCCUUAAGAGACACACACUCAUCGACCCUGUGGAGAAUUUGGAAGACAGGAUGUGCAUGAAGCACGACAAACUGCUGGAGCUGUUCUGUCAGAUUGACCAGACCUGUGUCUGUCAGUUCUGCAUGGUGACAGACCACAAGAACCACCCCACUGUCCCUCUAGAGAAAGAGUAUGGAGUGCGGAAGGACCAGCUGGCAAAGGUCAUGUUAAAAGUCCAGCAGAUGAUACUGGAGCGACAGCAGAAGGUCCUGGAGGUCAAACAGUCAGUAGAGCUCAGCAAGAGUGUCACAGAGAAAGAUGUUGGUGAGCGUGAGGCGAUCUUCACUGCUCUGGUAUGCUCUGUUGAGAGAAGCCAUACUGACUAUAUCGAGGUAGUUGAGGAGAAGCAGAAGACGGUUGAGAGGCUGGCUGACGGACUCAUUCAAGAGCUGGAUCAGGAGAUCAACGAGCUGGAAAGGAGAUGCACUGCGCUGAAUCAACUUAUACACACUGAGGACCAACUCCACCUCCUGCAGAGCUUCCCAUCCCUGGAUUCCACCACACUAGGUCCCACCAGGGACUGGUCUAAGGUCAGCGCUCACGGUGUUCUGAGUGGGGAAGAUGUGAGAAAAUCCUUGAGGGGUUAUGUGUCUCAUAUGGAGACAACAGUCAAAAAAGUUUUUUCUGAACUGAUGGAAAACUUCAAUAAAGAGAUGGUGAAGAGGACUGACGCCAAACUGAAGUGGAUGCAGCAGUACGCAGUGGAUGUGACUCUAGACCCCGAAUCAGCAAAUCCCUCUCUCAUUGUGUCUGAAGAUGGAAAACAAUUUAGAGACGGAGACAGAAAACAGAAAGUCCCUCACAACCCUAAGAGGAUUCAUUCUUCUCUCAGUGUAAUGGGAAAAGAAGGCUUCUCUUCAGGUAGAUUCUACUUUGAGGUGAAGGGCUCGAGUGGGUGGAUGUUAGGAGUGGCCAGAGAGUCCAUCGACAGGAAGACAACAGAGCACAGCUUCUGGGUGAUUGGACUUUGCGAUGAGAGUUACAGGUCUUUCACCUCCUCCCCCAGUGUCCACCUCCCUCUUAAGCUGAGUCUCCACAAGGUGGGGGUGUUUGUGGAUUAUGAGGAGGGCCUGGUGUCAUUCUAUAACGUGGAAGCCAGGUCCCAGGUCUACUCCUUCUCUGGUCAGACCAUCACAGAGAAACUCUACCCAUACUUCACCAGCUGUGGAAAUGAUACCAGCAAAAACUCAGCUCCUGUCAUCCUCUCACCUGUCACUCACUCAGACUCGACACACACUCGUUUCAAAUUCCGAUUCUGGUAAAGAUCUUUUCUGCAGCCUAGAAUCAUUCACAUAUUAUCUUAUUACUGCCAUUGAGACUUUUUGCCCACUUCCAAACAACCAGUGGAACAGCUAAGUGGAUCAUUAAAUGUUUAAUCUUUAUACACAGAAGUCCAAGCCAAACAAAGGUUUAGGAUGUUUAUUCGUCUCUGUG
Esox lucius (northern pike) is the source of this 1940-nucleotide messenger RNA. Its product is annotated as E3 ubiquitin-protein ligase TRIM39-like. Bases 92 to 1768 code for a protein of 558 amino acids. NCBI's taxonomy places the organism in Eukaryota, Metazoa, Chordata, Actinopteri, Esociformes, Esocidae. The transcript has 2 exons. Gene Ontology annotation, molecular function: protein binding; zinc ion binding. The record is from RefSeq and is a predicted model, not a curated record.